Molecule: messenger RNA, 1819 nt
Organism: Cyclopterus lumpus (lumpfish)
Lineage: Eukaryota; Metazoa; Chordata; Actinopteri; Perciformes; Cyclopteridae
Gene: tmprss13a
Product: transmembrane serine protease 13a
Exons: 10
Biological process (GO): proteolysis
Cellular component (GO): membrane
Molecular function (GO): protein binding; serine-type endopeptidase activity
Source: RefSeq, a predicted model, not a curated record
AUGAUAUCAGCAACCUUCUUCGAACAACGUGCCAAAUGAUAAUGGAGAUACAAAAUAAUAAUCCGUCAAACAACGAAGCCUAGCCCCAACAAUACUGUCUUAUGUGAUGGAAUAAGUGACUGCAAACUGGGAUCUGACGAAACCAACUGUGUGAGGUUUGGCAAGGACAACAGCCUAAAGGUCAAGACGUCACAAGAUGGCCGCUUCUUACCAGUGUGCUACAAAGACUGGAACAAGGACUACGCCGACCUGACCUGCGCUCAACUGGGAUUUAGAGAGUCCUAUGCCACCAAAGCAAUUACAUCCCAGGAGUCCAUUGGUUUAAUAUUGACCAGCAGCUCAUCUGACCUUAUCCAGGAUCAGGUUAACGUCAGCGCAUCUUGUCCAGACCAGAAGACUGUCUCCCUGCAGUGUGUGGAUUGCGGUCAGCAGGCGUCUACAUCCCGGAUUAUUGGGGGCAGCGCAGCUAAAGUGGGUCAGUGGCCUUGGCAGGUGUCGCUGCACUACAGAGGAUCACACACCUGCGGAGGAGUCCUGAUCUCUCCUGACUUUGUGCUGACCGCUGCCCACUGCUUCCCAAGAAGCAAUGCUUUUGCUCUCUUGGAGGACAACUGGAGAGUGUAUGGUGGAGUUGUGUCUCUGGAUGCACUACCUGCUCCCUACCUGGUUAAGAGGAUCAUACUCAGUGAGAACUACAACAGCGUCACUAAUGACCAGGACGUCGCUCUGUUAAAACUUACAUCUCCAGUUAGUUUCAAUGCUAAUGUCCAGCCAGCUUGUCUGCCAGCUACCAACCAGCAAGUUCCCCAUGGAACCGAAUGCUGGACCUCAGGUUUUGGCACCACUGAGGCCGGAUCAGGCACUGUCUCCAGAGAUCUGAUGGAAGUGACUGUGGAUAUCAUUGAUAGUCGUGUGUGUAACAGCACCGAUGUGUAUCAAGGUGCCGUGACCAAGCACAUGCUCUGUGCCGGGGACCUGAACGGAGGCAAAGACUCCUGCCAGGGUGACAGUGGUGGACCUCUGGUGUGUCAGGCAUUGAAACGUUGGUACCUGAUGGGGAUCACCAGCUGGGGAUCUGGCUGUGGUGAAAGAAACAAGCCUGGCGUUUACACCAAAGUCAAUAGUGUUCUACCGUGGAUCUAUAGCAAUAUGCAGAAAGAGAUGUCAUGAUGUCCCUUUGUCUCCUACUGGUGGUCUACUGCGCCACCCCUGUUCUCCACUUAACCUUGCACUAUGAAGAUGAGACAUGGAAGGAUUUAAACAUAAAAAAUGAAUUGAUGAGGAGAUACUUAGAGACAGAAAGGCACUCAGGUGAACGACUUAGCGGGCAACGCAAUACAUUGCACAACGUGAACAAACAGGACUUCUGUCUUGAGAACAUAUAUCUAUACUUUUCAUCCUCUGUCAUUCGGCCGUGAUGUGUAUCACCUGAACCUGAUUAUUGACACACAUCAAUCAAUGCAGUGACGUCAGUCUUGCAUUCUUGAUUUCAUUCUUCUGCCUCUUGGUGUCACAGCCAUACAGUAUACUUGUGUUUACCUUCUUGUUAAGCAAGCUUUAAAGACGGCUGGCCCUUCUCUUAUGUGUUCUGUGCCAAUGAAACACAGUCCACUCUACUGUGAUCUUUUUUGUUCGUUUGAAAAUGAUACUCCAUAAAAAUUAUUUGCAAUUGUAGAGGUGUGUGUGUGGUGAGGUGGGUUUUUCCUCAGGGACGCAUCUCAGGCUUUUCUAUCCUGACUAUUGUAACCCCUAUUAAAAUAAAAAAAGGACACUUCAAUGUGUGUCGUAUUUAUGUGCAUUGGCCAUGUUGUUUACCAUA